UCGGUUUUAAAUUUUGACAAAAUGUCCAAAAAAAGGUCAAAAACGGCGGAAAACCGGAGCCUGCGGACGGUGGUGCACGCGCAGCUGGCGGCGGCCGCGGAGGAGAUUUACCGUCUGCUGAAGGAGAGCAGGAGGCCGGGCAUGGAGCUCACACAGCCGGGCAUGGAGCUCACACAGCCGGGCAUGGAGCUCAGACAGCCGGGCAUGGAGCCCACGCAGCCGGGCAUGGAGCUCACGCAGCCGGGCAUGGAGCUCAGACAGCCGGGCAUGGAGCUCACACAGCCGGGCAUGGAGCUCCCACAGCCGGGCAUGGAGCUCACACAGCCGGGCAUGGAGCAGCUCAGGCGGCUGGUCAUGCAGCUCAUCACCGCCGCAGUUAACAACAUCUUCACCGCCUUUGAAGCGAGUCGAGCGGCCGACAGAGAACCGGAGGAUCCCGGGGAGGAGCGGGGAGCUGAGCCCGCAGAGUUGUGCCUCUCCGUCGGAGUUCAGAGUCUCUUUGAGGACAAACAUCUGAAGCAGGAAGUCUCUGUGGACAACCAGCUGAAGGAACCUCGGCCCGGCACUUCCUCCCAACCAGAGGACGUUUCAGACCCGAACUGUCAGCCCGACUCACCGGACCAGCCGACCGGAGACGAUGAAGAGGAAGACGAGGAGGCGACUUCUCACUGCUGCAGAGUGUGUGGAAAGUCCUUUGACAGGAAAGGCUUUCUGAUGAAACAUGUGGAGAAACAUUUGAAGGAGGCAGAGUGUCUCUGCGGUCUGUGCGGCGAGCGCCAGGAGUCCAUCGACGGUCUGCGGCUGCACCUUCAGACGCACCGCGACAGCAGCCGGACCUGCGACGUCUGCGGCAAGAAGUUCCCGUCGAUCCGAGCGCAGGAGACACACCUGAGGCUGCACACGGGAGAGAAACCGUUCAGCUGCCAUGUCUGCGGAAAAGGCUUCAACCAGAAGGGCAACAUGGUGACGCACAUGAGGAUCCACACGGCCGAGAAGCCGUUUAGCUGCACCAUCUGCAGCAAAGAGUUCAGCCACACUGGCUCUCUGGAGCGACACAUGAAGGCUCACAAUGGACAGUCGCCGUUCAGCUGCAACGUCUGUGGGAAAGGCUUCGGGAAGAGCACCGAGCUGCGGCGACACGUCCGCAGUCACAAGUCCGACGAGCCACCGGCCGCCAGGAGCCGACGCAGAAAGCCGAGUCUCACUCCCUCACACUGCUGCAAGGUCUGCGGGAACGCCUUUCACAAUAAAGGUAACUUUGUGCGUCAUGCAGAGACUCAUUUAAACGAUCCCGCCAGUCGCUGCGGCGUCUGCGGGGAGCACACAGAGUCCUCGGAGACUCUGCAGCUCCACAUCCAGAGCCACAGAGAGACCAGCAGGAUCUGCGACAUCUGCGGCAUCAGCUUCAGGGACAUGGAGAUCCACAUGAGGACGCACACCGGACAGAAACCCUUCAGGUGUAAAGACUGCGGCAAAGACUUCCCCAGGAAGGGCUCUCUGGAGAGACACAUGAAGCUGCACGCUGGCGAGAGGCCGUUCAUCUGUGAGUUCUGCGGGAAAACUUUCAUCGAAAACACCGUCCUGAGGAGACACAUCAAGAGCCACACGGGAGGGAAGCCUAGGAUCUACUCCUGCGACAAGUGCGGCAAGAAGUUCACCAUGAGCCAGCAUCUGGACGUACACAAGAGGAUCCACACCGGGGAAAAACCGUACACCUGCCGGGUGUGCGGAAAGGACUUCCGCCAGAUCGGCAACCUGGACUCGCAUAUGAGGAUCCACACGGGCGAGAAGCCGUUCAUCUGCAGCCUCUGCGGGAAGAGGUUCCGCCAGAAGAUCUCACUGGAGACGCACGAGCGCUUCCACAAGAAGGACAAACCAUUCAGCUGUCAGCUCUGCAGCAAGGGCUUCGUCCAGAAGAUCGACCUGAAGAGGCACAUGCUGACGCACACCGGAGAGAAACCCUACAGCUGCGUCAUCUGCGGGAAGAAGUACCAGGAGAAACGUUCGGUGGACUCUCACAUGAAGGUUCACUCUGGAGAACGAACCGCUAAAGACUCGACUGCAAACGUGAACCUGAAACGAUCAGAGGGAGGUCAGGACUUCAUCCAGCUGUAGAAAGACUCACUCAGAAUCUGAAACUCUGAAACAUUUCUAUGUUACAAGCUGCAAACAGUUCAGUCAG
This is a messenger RNA of Scomber japonicus (chub mackerel), 2182 nucleotides long. RefSeq names its product zinc finger protein 260-like. The transcript has 2 exons. Lineage: Eukaryota; Metazoa; Chordata; Actinopteri; Scombriformes; Scombridae. The record is from RefSeq and is a predicted model, not a curated record. Gene Ontology annotation, cellular component: nucleus. Gene Ontology annotation, biological process: regulation of transcription by RNA polymerase II. Gene Ontology annotation, molecular function: DNA-binding transcription factor activity, RNA polymerase II-specific; RNA polymerase II transcription regulatory region sequence-specific DNA binding. Bases 22 to 2115 code for a protein of 697 amino acids.